UCUUGACUGGCCGAGUACACUGUCAUAUGUCAAAACUUCAUUUACCGGAAACGUGUCGGCCAUCAUUCUUUUGCAUUUUCGGUUAAGCAUGCCGUUCCAAAGGUUCGUUGAAUCCGGCCGCGUGGCCGUCGUGUCCGAUGGUCCUAAACGUGGAAAACUUGUUAGCAUUGUUGAUGUUAUUGACCAAACUAGAGUUUUAGUUGAUGGACCCACACAAAACGUGCCCAGAACUCAAUUAAGGUUAAACCAAUUACAUUUGACCAAGUUCAGACUUAAAAUCCCACACUCUGCAGGCACACGUGUUGUACGUAAAGCGUGGAAUGACAACAAAAUCGAUGAGAAAUGGCAAGAGUCUGUCUGGGCCAAAAAAAUAGCCGCCAAGGAAAAGCGUGCACAACUUUCAGAUUUCGAUCGCUUCAAGUUGCGUAGGGCUCGUUCUCGUAGGAACAAGAUUCGUACUGCUGCCUUCCUUAACUUGAGAAAAGCCUCAUCCAGAGAUGGUACUUUGUAUGGCAAAAAGAAAAUGGCCAAAGGGGGCGACAAACCAAAACCCACAAAGAAAUCCAAACCAACCAAACCACAAAAAACAGCCCCCAAGAAAAAGUAAAUAUUUUAUAAAAUAAGAUAAAAUAAAAAUUUUUAAAAACA
This is a messenger RNA of Brassicogethes aeneus, 648 nucleotides long. NCBI's taxonomy places the organism in Eukaryota, Metazoa, Arthropoda, Insecta, Coleoptera, Nitidulidae. The record is from the annotation of a GenBank genome assembly.